Molecule: messenger RNA, 1405 nt
Organism: Theobroma cacao (cacao)
Lineage: Eukaryota; Viridiplantae; Streptophyta; Magnoliopsida; Malvales; Malvaceae
Molecular function (GO): DNA binding; DNA-binding transcription factor activity
Source: RefSeq, a predicted model, not a curated record
GCAAUAAUUUAAUCAAUGUAUUUCACAAUAUAAAGAAAAUCUUUUUGGUAAUAAUGGCCUUUGCCUUGACGCUGACUUUUUAAAGGCCAAACAAUUCCCAUUUGAAGUUUGAGAACCGUACUUAAACCCAGAGAAAACCACACCCUGCGGACUGUGAUUACAAACAAAAACCAAGCACUGAAGAGCUGCCUGCUUCCACGUUUCCUUUCAUGCAUCAGACUCAACUGAAACCAGAAGUCUCCCUGUAGGUGAUUCACUGCAACACCACCGCUUCCAUUCACUCCACGACACCUCCGCCCUCCGUACACCUCAUGUACGCCCCCACGUGUGCAUGUUCCAUCACUUCUCAGAAGCAACACCAAAGGCUGUUCUGGAGGUGAUGGAUAUAGAUGGGCUCAGUCUUUUCCAUGUCAAAAGUCAUCUGCAGAAAUAUAGACUGGGCAAAUUUUCUGUGAAGGAGUGGCAGGACACGGCCAAAAAUGUUUCUCAAGUUGUUGGAGGUUCACGCGGUGUUACUUCAUUGAACUUGGCACCAUCCCGCACAAAUGGGUAUAACAGAGGUCAUAGAGCUAAACAAACUCCAAAACCCCAAGAGGAAAUUCAAGGAAAACUCUAUCUGCAAAUUGAGGCUGAGAAGCACAUUCAGAGGUGUUUGGAGGCACAAAGGAGGUACCUAGACACUGCACUAGACCGCGCAUGCAAGAAGCUUGCUGAUCAGUAUUUAGGCGAUGCAGCCACAGAAAAUGCAUUUCUGUAUGGGCAAGCCUCGGCUAGUUUAGGAGCUUUCACAACAACACCUGGCCCAUCUGAUUUGGGAAAUACGGGCACAAUGCCACAGUUUUAUUUCAACCAGCAUAAUCCAUAUCCUACAUGUGACACAUUGACAGCCCAAGCUGAUCUCGGCCUUCAAGAGGUACUUCUUGGUUGUCAGCCCCAAACCUCUCUUCAUCCUGGACCUGAAGGCUCCUCGACUUCAUUCGGAUAUUCUGUAAGUUCAUAUCCGGAGCCGUUCCCUCCACUUGCUAGCAGUGGGAAGAAAAGGGUCCGGCCUGCCGAAGAGGAUCCCAUAGAAGCCUUUUUGAAUUGGGAUGAUACUGAACCAAAGAACCUCGAUGCUGGCUUCAACUAUGACAAUCUUCAAGGUUUUCCUGGCGCUUUUUAGGUAAAACUGUGUAAAUACCAAAGCCACUUUCACUCGUAAGUUUCAAGACUUUUCAUCCUUGCAAAGACUAGUUACUGUACUCACCACAAAAAACACAAAAGGGAUAGUAACUCCUUCUGUCUGCCCAUAAAUAAGAAUGAAAACUAGUAUGGAGUUACCCUUUCUGAUGAAUUUUAUAAUCUUGUUCAUCCAUGUAACUGUCUUGAAUUGCUUAAGGUAAAUCAUGUACAAUCAAUUGGAUAA